AAAAGGAAAAAUAAAAAGGAAAAAAACCCUAAUCCCCGGGUCGAUUCAGUUUCAUUUUUCAGCCUCGCGUUACCUAUCUUUCUCUCUCUCCUCUCUCUCUCUCUCUACACUUCCUUUUUGCACCUCUUUCCCUUUCUCUCUCUCUCUCUCUCUCUCUAUAUAUUUCUCUUCCGAAUUCUCAACACUCUGAAACCAUAUCCGAACCUCCAUUUUUGAACGAAAACGAAUUGGAUUUGACAGCGUCCUGUGUAUCCACCUAUCGAUCUGUUAGAGGGAUUAGAAAUUGAAGUUGAGGUCAUGUCUCCAGCAUCCAGAUCUAAAUCCAAAGACAAAAAGGUUGGCAAGGAACCUCCAAAGGGUUCUUCAAAGCCUUCAGGUCAUGUUAACACCAGCAGUGGGAUCCCGGCAAGUGGAUACAAUCCGCUUUUGGGAACAUUUCAUACAUUUGAGACAGCACCUGUGCCCUCUUCCAGUCCACUUCAUGUGAAUGGCCGUUUCCGUAACAUAGAUGAUACAGAUGAUCAUAAUGGGAGUUCAUUGGGGGGGAGUGGCAUUGAAUACGAUUCUGUUUCAAAUAACGGCAGCUGGUCUGGUGAGUCAGAAGACCAUAAAGAAAAAACAUCUCAUCCCUCACGUCAGGAGUCAGUACCUGGAGCUGACAAUGACAAAAGAGAGAAAAUACGCCAGAAGAAUGAGAGGAAACAUCAGCGACAAAAGGAAAGACGAGCUCAAGAGCUGCAUGAACGGUGCAGUGGCUAUCUCAUGUCCAGGAAGCUAGAAGCACUUGCUCAACAGCUUGUGGCUAUGGGUUUCUCUCAAGAACGGGCGACAAUGGCUCUUAUUCUGAAUGAAGGUAGAGUAGAGGAAUCAGUAGCGUGGCUUUUUGAAGGAGGUGAAGAAGACAAGCGCAAGGAACAUAAUCUUGAUGGUGGGGGGAAUUUGAAAAUUGACAUAUCAGAAGAGCUUGCACGGAUUACAGACAUGGAAAUAAGGUACAAGGCCUCCAAGCAGGAGGUUGAAAGAGCUGUAGUUGCCUGCGAAGGCGAUCUUGAGAAGGCUGAGGAAACAUUGAAGGCACAGAAGCUGGAGCCUCCUGCUACUCCUCCCAAGCCCGAAGAAACUGGUGAUCCUCCUAUUGUUGCCAAUGGCAAGCUGCCAGUUGCUAUUAGUCAGCAUGCAAUGCGGGUACAAACGAAGCCUACUUCAUCUGCCACCAUGCCACAGAAAAGGGACGAAAAAGAUUUCAAUUAUACUAAAGUUCCAGUAACAGUAGGGCCUUCUGUGGAUACUGGGACAAAAAACAUGCAGGCGUUGAAAAAAAUACCAGCUAAAUUGGAGUGGACCAAACCACAGCAGGUCACAGUGCCUGCAGAGAAAAGGUGGCCAAGUUCAGGAUCUAAUCCUUCUGUUUCCUAUUCAUUAGCAUCACCUUUGCAGGCUUCACCUCCUCCAUCCAAGACGGAAGCUCGUUAUCUGGCUGUUGGAAAUGAAUUGAAGAAUUUGCAGCUUGGAUCGGUUAGAGAACCGGUCAUUGUUAUGCAGCGACCUCAAUCCAUUAACGCGAAGCAGGUUCCUAGCUCAAGUGUUAGCUCAUCUCCACCUGGGCCGGCCGGGGGUUGGUAUCUCAAUGGUGUUGAUACGGUGAAGCCCAACGGGUUAGUGCCGCCUGUUGCUGUCUCUAGAAGUCUUAGCCCCAAUGGUGUUAGUUCAAAUCCAAUGUACAACCAACUCCAUUACCAACCACAGCAGCAUUUCCUAUCCAACAGUAGUUCAAUAGACUCCCAAGCAACCACGAGGGGAAAUGGUUUGUGGAGCAGAGGAAAUGCAUCGCCGACGCUUUCCGCCGCUUCCUCCCUUGGGCUCUUCUCUGGGCUGGGUGCUAAUGGUUCGUCUGGGUCCUCAUCUCCAGUGGACUGGAACACCGGCGGCUCGAUGUUGCAGUUUGAUUAUACCAGCAUAGACUGGAGUCUGGAUCUUGGGACAUUAACAUCAAGGCCCAAUGGCUUGUGGGGUGGUGCGAACUACUCUUUGCAAAACAACUCCCGCACAUAUGAUUCGUUUGCUUAUGGUCUGGGUGUGAAGUCUGCUAUGAGGCCAGUUUUAUCCAACGGGAAUGGUGGAUCGAUUCCUGGGUUACAAGAGGGGUUAGCUUCUUCAGAACAACCUGCUGGUGGUUCUCGGGAAUGGACUUCUCCUUUUGAAGAGAGAGAUCUUUUCAGUUUACCCAGACAGUUUGUUUCCUCCCCUUCUCUGUAAGAUGAAAGGCGAGGAGUUCUAAGAAUAAAGAAAGAGGAAAAAAAAGACAAGAAAUGUGCUUGCAUAUGAUGUUGGUGUUGGUUCAUCUGAUGCUUUUGCCCCUUGUUGAUCUUGUUAAUUGCCAAUCUUUAGUGGAAAAAGCAUCGAAAAAUUUCUUUGGUUUAA
This is a messenger RNA of Sesamum indicum (sesame), 2421 nucleotides long. RefSeq lists its product as uncharacterized. Lineage: Eukaryota; Viridiplantae; Streptophyta; Magnoliopsida; Lamiales; Pedaliaceae. The record is from RefSeq and is a predicted model, not a curated record. Gene Ontology annotation, molecular function: protein binding.